AUGAGCGAUACUGCAGCCACUCGUCGUCAGCUGAAGAUCAAGUCGGGUUCUUGCAAACGGAUUCGCAGACUCUUCAAGGAGCACAAGUCCUACCAGAAGGAAGAAGAGGACCAGAAGAGAAAGCUCGACAGGUUAAUUGCCAAUACUACAGACCCAGACGAUUGGGACGUCAAGAAUGCAAGGCGCAUGCUGGAUGAAAAUCAGAGGAUGAUCGCGGAUGCUGCCACUCGUCUUGGGAAGGCCGUGCAGGAUCUGCGCGAUGUUGUUGUCUUCGCGAAGCAGGAUUCUGCGCUAGCGGAAGAUGAAGCCUUGAUGCAGGCAGAGGAGGCUCUUGAGGAGAAAUAUACCACGUCGUAG
Molecule: messenger RNA, 357 nt
Organism: Fibroporia radiculosa
Lineage: Eukaryota; Fungi; Basidiomycota; Agaricomycetes; Polyporales; Fibroporiaceae
Exons: 5
Coding region: 1-357 (118 amino acids)
Biological process (GO): post-chaperonin tubulin folding pathway; tubulin complex assembly
Cellular component (GO): microtubule cytoskeleton; cytosol
Molecular function (GO): beta-tubulin binding
Source: RefSeq, a predicted model, not a curated record